AUGUCAGUUAUUUCUAUCGCAACUGGCAAAUGUGGAAUUUCGAUUUAAGAAAAAGCGUGGAUUACUCUUCUAAAAGAGUAGGGAAUAAAUGAAGAGGGAUUUAUAGAAUGCUAAAAUACUCACUAAGGAAUAAAUGUUUAUUUUGAAGAAGUUAAGUAAGAUGUUUAUAAACCUAGAUCAAUAAUUGCAGAUUUGGAUGACUAAGAAAUUAAUAGAGUUUAAAAUGGAUUUUUAAAGAGGUUAUUUUAAAGCAAUACAAGCUUUUCAAAAUAGGAAAGUAGCCAAAACAUUUUUCCUAGAGGUUACUAUAGUCAUGGAGCAGAAUUAAAAGAAGAAAUAGAAUAUGAGAUAUAAAAAUAAGUAGAGGUUUGUGAUAAAGUAGAUUCUAUAUAGGUAUAGAGGUCUUUAUGUGGAGGAGCAGGCUCAGGUUUAGGAAAUGUGAUUUCUGAUAUUAUUAUGGACAAUUAUUUUUCAUAGAUAAUACAUAAUACUUUGGUACAGCUUCCAGAUAUUAAGGAUGAAAAUAGUUGGAAUACUUUAGAGAUAUACAACACAAUUUUAUCUCUUCAUUCUUUAGUGAUAUCAGAUAUUGUUAUACCUUUUUGCAAUUCGAAUAUUUCUAAUAUGAAUUAAAAUUCUUUCUAAUUGCAAAAAUAAUUUAAUUUUGAUACAAUAAAUAAUGUAGUUUCUCAAAUACAGCCAAAUUUUACUUGUGGAAUUAGAUAUCCUGGAUCAAUUAAUGCAAGUUCAAGAAAGAUAUGUACUAACUUGGUUCCAUUUGCAAGAGUUAAAAUGAUGACAGCAACAUUUCUUCCAUUCAAUUAUUUUCGAUAGAAUUAGAUAAGUUAACUAGAAUUGACUGAUAUGAUUCCUUAGACGUUGAAUGAGAAGAAUUUUUUUUUUGGGUAUGGAAAUCCUAGCAUUAUUACUUCACGUCAUAUUUUUAGAAGUUCUAAUAUAUUUGAAGAGGAAUUAGAAUUAUAAUUAGUGAAACUAUAUUAAAAAUAAGAAAUUCCUGCAUGGCUGCCUAAUUCAUAUUCUUUUUAGUACUGCAAAGUUUCUUCUGCUUUGAACAAAAAUUAAAUUCUAACCCUAAUUCUGAAUAGGAAUAUAUAUAUUUAACUGCAAAUCUAUAAAAAAAAAUUCGAUGAAAUGCUUAAAAAAAGAGCAUUUAUUCAUCAUUAUCUUCAAGAAGGAAUGGAUGAAAUGGAAUUUUAAGAAGCAAAAUAUAACACUGCUGAUUUAAUAACGGAAUACUAAAUCCUUAGCUCAUUUGAUGGAGGUUAAGAAGAAUGA
This is a messenger RNA of Tetrahymena thermophila SB210, 1296 nucleotides long. RefSeq names its product tubulin/FtsZ family, GTPase domain protein. Gene Ontology annotation, molecular function: structural constituent of cytoskeleton; GTP binding. The transcript has a single exon. The record is from RefSeq and is a predicted model, not a curated record. Gene Ontology annotation, biological process: mitotic cell cycle; microtubule cytoskeleton organization. Gene Ontology annotation, cellular component: cytoplasm; microtubule. NCBI's taxonomy places the organism in Eukaryota, Ciliophora, Oligohymenophorea, Hymenostomatida, Tetrahymenidae.